GCAUCCAUGAAGACGACACAAGACAAAGACAUUAAAGUUAUCCACAUAUACGUGAAAUAGGGGAGGCCAGAAGAAUGGUGCAAAAUUAAUAGGGUGUUUUUGAAUUUAAUGACAACCAGAUGGAAGUACUGUAAUCCUGUUCAUGAGAGAGAGAAGGGAGGGAGGGAGAGAGAGAGCAAAUGUAGAUAAGAGGUGGAGAGAAAACACAGUUCUGAAGGCAGACUGAGUCAGAGAGCACAAGUGAUGAAUAAAGUGUGCAGUCUGAUGUUAUAUGUGACUCCAAAUACUCUGUAAAUUUAGAGACCUGCGUGCAGCUUUGCAACUAACAUCAGGUCACCAUGCUGCCCUGGAAGAUGGUUAUAGUUGCUCUUUUAUACUGCUGCAUCAAGCCAGGUGCUGCACGAAGUCGAACUAAAGCCCUAUUUCCAGCUGCAAGCAGAAUGAAAAGAGGAGUGGCAGCUAUGGCGAACCCCACGUUCCUCAGCUCCAUCAAUGAUGCUCAUCUAUUAUUUGAGAUAUUGAUGACCGGCAUACAUUUUGAAUCCAAUGGAACGUUUUCAGUCAGAGACGCUGAACUAGCUUCCCUUCAAAAGACAAGAAACCUGGAUCUAAUCUGCGAAGACAUAAUUCCCAAAAAGCUAACGGACAUAUUGAGGCUCAUAUCCAGCCUUUCACAUCACACUGGUUACCUGCAUCAGGAUGAUUUUGAGCGUGUCAUGAUGACUUUGGUAUACACUGCCCAUCAGAUGGCCACUUCCAUUACUGAAUACCAAAGAGACGUGUGGGCAGAAUCCUUUGUUAGCCUAUACAAAACCAUUAAGAAGGAUCUGACAUUGAGAAACUAAUUGAACACUGGUGCUGCAACACAAUGACUCACUGU
Messenger RNA from Archocentrus centrarchus (flier cichlid), 880 nucleotides. Its product is annotated as protein FAM180A-like. The record is from RefSeq and is a predicted model, not a curated record. Lineage: Eukaryota; Metazoa; Chordata; Actinopteri; Cichliformes; Cichlidae. The transcript is spliced from 3 exons. Bases 339 to 845 code for a protein of 168 amino acids.